AUGAACGAGAUAAACCAGGAUGUGAAGGUAACCGCCCAGGGCACAGGGGAAGCAACGGUGAAAAUGGUGUCGUUGUACUACGCUCUGCCCAGUGAACAGGUGAGCGACUGCCAGAGGUUCAACCUGUCCGUGCAGCUGCUUCCAGUGAAAAUGGUUGGUGAUAAGAAAACAUACAAGCUGAAAAUAGAGUUUUUUUCAAAGGACAAAGACAGUAGUGCAACCAUGUCGGUCCUGGACAUCGGCCUACCCACCGGCUCCACCGUCAACACCGCCGACCUGAACUUA
Molecule: messenger RNA, 285 nt
Organism: Etheostoma cragini (Arkansas darter)
Lineage: Eukaryota; Metazoa; Chordata; Actinopteri; Perciformes; Percidae
Product: complement C3-like
Exons: 4
Cellular component (GO): extracellular region
Source: RefSeq, a predicted model, not a curated record